AUGGACGCCGUCACAUUCCCGGCAGUCCAGCUCGUCGAGUCUAACGAUCUAGAAAGGCAGAACCUGAGUUCUGUGACCGAAUUCAACCCCAAAUCGAAUAGCGCCAGCUUCGAGCCGCAAACGCCAAUCCCUACCAACGUUGAAAAAAGCGCUCAUGCUCAUGGCAACGAGCAAAAUGACGCUUCUUUUGACAUCGCCGAUACAGACACAGCGUCUCCCAAUGACGUAUUUCCAGAAGGUGGUCUUCAAGCAUGGCUUGUUCUGACGGGGUCUUUUUGGGGGCUGUUUACUUCUUUCGGUUUUAUGGUAUCCAUUGGUACCGUGCAGGAGUACCUCCAGAUGAAUCAACUUUCCCAUUACACUUCUCGUGAUGUGGGGUGGAUUCCAUCUGUGUUCGUCUAUCUCGCCUUAGCACUAGGUAUCUGGGUAGGGCCAUUGUUUGAUCGCUAUGGUCCUCGAUGGAUAGCUUUAAUCGGCAGCGUUUGCUACAUUGCAAUGCUGUUUCUGCUAGCUGAAUGCAAAAUCUACUGGCAAUUCUUGCUCUGCCUGGGAUUUCUGGGAGGAACUGCGGGAGCAACACUGACGACCACCAGCUUGGCUGUGGUCGGCCAUUGGUUCAAGAGAAGGCGAGGUCUUGCUCACGGGAUUGCGAUGGGAGGAUCAAGCUUUGGAGGAGUGACGAUUCCUUUGCUUCUGAGAAGCGCGCUACCCCAAUAUGGGUAUGCGUGGUCCGUUCGCAUCUUGGGAUUUGUCUUCUUGGGGUGUUUGAUCAUCAGCAACAUCUUGAUGAAACCAAGGUUACCGCCUUCAGCAGAGGCCCGGAAUCAGAAAAUCAUCUCGUUGGGCCUGUUUGGCGACCUGAAGUUUACUUUCCUUACCAUCAGUGUCUUCGGCUUCGAGAUCGUUCUAUUUGGUUCCCUCGGAAUUCUGCCCACCUACGCAAACUAUGGCGGCAAAUACCCUGCAGACACCGGCUUCUACAUCAUAGCGGUGCUCAAUGGUGCGUCUUGCUUUGGCCGCAUCAUUCCAGGGUUCGUCUCGGACAUCAUCGGCCGCUUCAACACACUCCUCAUUAUGAUCGUCGUGACGCUGGCUUUGAUGCUCGUUCUAUGGCUCCCAUUUGGACAUACGAGUCUGACUGCCUUGUACGUUUUCACUGCAUUAUUUGGCUUUGGAACCGGGUCAUGGAUGGCAUUGACCCCUGCUUGCAUUGGCCAAUUGUGCGAAGCAGAACAGUUCGGCCGUUACUACGGUACUUUGUACUUUAUUGGCUCGCUGGCGGCACUUAUCUGUGUUCCAAUCAGUGGCGAAUUAGUGGAAUCGGCUGGUCCUCAGAUCAUGGUGGGAUUUAUGUGCAUCAUUUUGGGAGUGUCCCUGGUAACUUUUGUGCUGAGUCGAUGGGCAUGCCUGGGAUGGAGAUGGGAAUGGCGAGCAAAGGUUUAG
This is a messenger RNA of Rhinocladiella mackenziei CBS 650.93, 1443 nucleotides long. RefSeq lists its product as uncharacterized. Lineage: Eukaryota; Fungi; Ascomycota; Eurotiomycetes; Chaetothyriales; Herpotrichiellaceae. Gene Ontology annotation, biological process: transmembrane transport. The transcript has a single exon. The record is from RefSeq and is a predicted model, not a curated record. Gene Ontology annotation, cellular component: fungal-type vacuole membrane. Bases 1 to 1443 code for a protein of 480 amino acids. Gene Ontology annotation, molecular function: transmembrane transporter activity.